AUGAGGAGGGCGGUGCGGGAGCCCUCCGGCCAGCCGGAGCUUCUGGGCAUGGAGGAGGCCAAGGCGGCGAUACGGGAAGCCAUCACCCUUCCCUUGCAGAUGGCGGACCUCGACCGCAUCUUCUGGCGCUCAGCGGAGCGCGGGGCCCUGCUGCUCAGCGGCCCCGCGGGCUCCGGGAAGCGAGCCGCCGCGGAGGCCGCGGCCAGCGAGGCCAACGCCCAGGUUCUGCACCUCGGUGCCCGCGAAGCGCAGUCCAACUUCUGCAGGACGGCGCUGGCUGCCAGCUCCACUAAGCCUGUGCUGGUGCUCAUCGAAGAUCUAGAGUCGGCUCCGGAGGCUGCCCUGAGAAUCCGACGCUGCCUGGGCGAGGUGGCCAGGGCGAAAUCCCGGGUGGUCUGUGUGGCCACGGCCGGCUCUGACCCGAGCGCCUUCCUGCAGCCCCGGGAGUCGGCGCCCCAAGCGGAAGAAAGAAGCGCCGAGCCUCGCUCCGGGCAGAUCCUGGGUGAGCAAAAGGUGGGUGACCGUUCUCAGGAAGCCGGCCUUUCGGGUGGGAACUUGAGUGACUGA
Molecule: messenger RNA, 567 nt
Organism: Effrenium voratum
Lineage: Eukaryota; Dinophyceae; Suessiales; Symbiodiniaceae
Source: the annotation of a GenBank genome assembly